AUGCGUUCGGCUCGUUGAAAAAGUGCCCGUGUGCCUCUUGUUUCAAUUUUGAAUUUCAAAUAUUUUCUUUUGAAUUUUGACUUUCGAACUCUUUUGAAUUCACAAAACGCGCGCUCGCCGGUCAACAAAAACAAACCAAACAAAAAUCAAAAAUACUUGAUUUCACGAUUUUCUUUACUUCGUUUUUUUUUUUUUUGGUUGCUUUUUUUUUUGGAUUUUUGGGGAAAGCAAUUUCCCAAAUGCGUGGAAACUGUGGAAAAUCGCCAGUCAGUCAGUAGUUGAGGGCAGACAAGCGGUUUCCAUAGUUCAAAGUGCAACCACAACACAGAACAACAAUUAACGAAAUAAAUCAAGUGUGAACAAAAAGUGUGUAGCAUAAAAUCUUUUUUGUUGAGUGACAAACGUCGUGCUUCAAAAUGCCGCUCUAUUCGGAUUCGAGCAAUUAUUACUACAGCGGCGGCAGCAGCCAACUUUAUUCGCCGUAUUACAGCAGCAGUAGCAGCAGCAGCAGCAGCCCUGGCAGCUAUACGUCCAGCUAUAAUCGGGCCUAUCCAGGCAGCUAUAUGGUGCCAUUGCUGCCCUCGCCCCGCUCGCCCAGCUACACCACGAGCAGCAGCAUCGUUGGCAGCGGUGUUGUCGGCGGCAGCAGCAGCAACAGUCUGCUCGGAUUGUCGUCGCGUUAUCAGCCCAAGCUGACGACCAUAACAGAGACAUCGGCCCUAACGGGUCGACACAGUGGCCACAGCAGCCUGAUGCCCCUGACGCGCAUUCAGUCGCCCAAGUACAGCUCAGUGUCGAGCUACGGCAGCAGCAGCAGCAACAGUAGCAGCAGCAGCAGCAGCAGCCAUCGCUAUAUACCGCCUAGACCGAUAGCAAUCAAUACAGCGGACAUCGAUGUGAGUUCAGCGAGGUAUCAUCGUCGCUCAGCGGAGCCAGAGCCAGCUGCAGUUGUGGAGCGCAAGCAGGAGAAGCAAGCUGAACCACAAGAGGAGCAACAGCAGCAGCAACCAGAAAAGCAACAACAACUCGAACAAGAGCAGCAGGGACAAUCGCAAGCUCCGCCUAGACGCUCGACAAUACGACGCAAUCGUGCUGUGGUGCGUCUCUCGACCAUCAGGCGACGCAGCAAGGAACGCAACAGCGAGCAACAGCAGCAGCAAUCUGAACAACAGCAGCAGCAACCACAACAACAGCAGCAGCAAGAGGAACAUCAAUUUCGUGAUCUGCCGCCAGCAGCUGAGCCAAGUCUCAGUUGGAGACAAAAACUCGCCGAUGAGUUGGCCGCAUUCCCAGCGACGAGCAACAAAAAGUCACCCGGAGAAUUGCUGCGCGAACGUUUCUACAUACACGAUGAGAAGCAACAGCUGGCGGAGAUGCGUCAGCAGCAAAAGCAGCAGCAACAACAACAGGCAAAACAAACAACAACAGAACAGACAACACAGCAACAACAACAACAGCAACACCGACAGCAGCCAGCAAAACAGUCCGAUGAAGAGACGGAGGAAUCUUCGGAGCUGGAAGAGACUGCGGAGCAGGUGCAGGAAACCAUUCGCCGGCUGAGCUUAGUGCAGUGUCCCACAUUUCAUGACAUCUGCGAGGACAUCUCGUCGGACAAGAUCGACGACGAUCUAAAUGCCGGCGAGCUGCGACGACGUGCUUCGAUCAUACAGGAACAGGAGCAAGAGUUGCUCAACAAGCUGCAAAAGUCGAAUUCGGGAACGUUUCAGUUAAUCCACUUGGAGCGUCGCAGCAGCCAUGACAGCACCACAGCCGAUGAGUCGACAGCGGCAGCAGUUGCCAAGCAGGCAAAGAAGCGCAAGAGCAAGAAGUUGCGACACAAGAUCACCGCCAUUGUGGAUGUGGAGAAUGCGGUGACAGCUCAGACACAAUCACAGCAACUGCAACUGCAACAGCAACAUCAUAUGCCGAGUGUGUUGGAACUAAACGAAGAGCAGGCAGCAAUAGGCAACCCGCCAUUGAGUCCCAAGCCCAAGUUUACGGUGAAUGUGGAGACGGUGGAGGAGCAUCAGCAGAUACACAAGAUCUUUAAGUUGCCCAAGAAAAAGGUGGCGCCACCCAAGGCUUCGCAAGUGGAUCAAGUGUUGCCCGAGGGCUUCAUGAAAGCGGCGCCCAAGGCAAAGACAUCGCCGAUUAAGAAGCCAAGCAAGCCCAAGGUAGAGGAUCAAGCAAAGCUGUUGGAGAAGGAGAAACUAGAGGAAGAGGAGAAGCAGCUGCAGGAGAAGAUGCAAGAGGAGAGAAUACAGCAAGAGGAGAAGUUGAAGCUGGAGAAAUUGCAACAAGAGAAGUUGCAAGAGGAAAAAUUGAAGCAGGAGAAGUUGCAAGAGGAGAAAUUAAAGCAGGAGAAAUUGCAAGAAGAGGAAAAGUUAAAGGAGGAAAAACUGCAACAAGAAAAGUUGCUGCAACUUCAGAAGGAGAAGUUGCAACAGGAAAAGCUGCUGCAGGAAAAACAGCAACAGGAAAAACUGCAACAGGAAAAAUUGAAGCAGGAGAAAUUGGAACAGGAGAAAAAACAGAAGGAGAAACUACAAAGGGAGAAAUUACAGAAAGAGAAACUGCAAAGGGAAAAAUUGGAACAGGAGAAAGUGCAAAAGGAAAAACAGCAGCAGAAACUGCAGGAGGAGAAAUUGAAGCAGGAAAAAGAGCAAAAGGAAAAAGAGCAAAAGGAAAAAGAGCAAAAGGAAAAAGAGCAAAAGGAACAACAGCUCAAGCAGCAACAGCAACAACAAGCGGGAGUUGCGCAGAUUUUCACCUUCGACGAGGCCGCAAUUCAACAGAAUCAGGCAACCAUGACGCCUGCGGCCACGCCCACGCCCGCAGCAAUAAAGCAAGAGGGCGUGGCGACGCCCAAACCCAUCAGGAAGGCGAUACAAAAGUCGGAGAGCGGCGAGGACUUUUGGUCGCAGAUCGGAUCCCGGGAGACGCUCUACAUGAACAAUCGCAAGAAGGUGAUUAGCGAUCGGCAGCUGGAGACAACCAGCGAGGAGGCAGCAACAUCUCCCAAGGAAGCAGCAACAGCAACAGCAACUCCCUCAGCAUCAUCAGCAACACCGACACUAAAGUCUGCAAUACACAUUGAACUCAAGCAGCCAGCAACAACCUCAAAUGGCAAAUCGCUGCCAGCAACACCAGCCAUAACUUUGUCGAAUUCAACACCAGCAACACCCAAGUUGACAACGAAAUCGGAACCAGCAACACCUCUUGCAACCAGUUUGCCCAAAGCAACGCCAGCAACACCUAAGCCAAACGGCACAGCAGCAACAGCAACAGCAACUGUUGCUAAAACCGAAACAUCUCCCAAAUCAACAGCAACUGCAACCAAAACGGAAGCAGCCACAACAGCAACAACUCCAAAGAGCACGGCAGCAACAUUGAAGCCGGCUGAUAAGCUAGCGACAACAGUUGCAAAGCCAGUGACAACAGCAACGGUUGCUGCUGCAAAGGAACAACAACAAUCUGGCAACGCUGCAGUCAGCACAACUACUGUAGUCAUGACAACCGCAUCAACAAUAGCAACAGGCAAAUCAAAACUGUGCGAAACGGCGGCAACAACAGCAGCAGCAACAACAGCAACAACAACAACAGCAGCAGCUACGGCAGCGCCAAAAAUAAAUACCGGGCAAGCGGCCAAGUCACCUGAACAACAACAGGCAGCGGCAGCGAAAAUAAAUAAAACAACGCAUAAUAAUGAGCGACAACAACAGCAGCAGCCGCAGCAGCAGCAACCACCAAGCAACGCAGCAACAUCCAAGCAAGAAACGGAAACUAAAACGAAAUUGACGGAAAUUGUUGAGCCAAAGUCAAAGGUGCAAUCACCGAAAGCGACAACAACAGCAGCAGCAGCAGCAAAGCCAAAAGCAGCAGCAGCCAAAAAGAAAGCCACAGCAGCAGCAGCAACUCCGACAACAGCAGCGGCAACUGAAACGUUGCCGGACAGCAAUGUGACCCCAAUCAAUGCCGAUCAAUUUAUAUCGUUGGCCCCCACAAAGGCGGCCAUUGCAGCGGCCACAAAUGCGUCAUCGCCGGCAACUGCAACAGCAGCAGCAGCAGCCACAACAGCAACAGCAGCAACCACAACAGCAACAGCAGCGACAACGCCUACAACAACAGGCGAUGCGCUACGCGAUGUUGUGGCGAAUGUUGCUGACAACAACGGCGGCGACGACGUCGUCGACAACAACGACAAAGACAACGAAGACGACGACAACAGCUGCGGCGAAGGCGUCGGCAAUAAUUUAUCAAAGUUUGCAACAGUAUCGAAUUUGGCACAGUGUCUGCGAGACGUUGACGCCGAGCUAGACGACUAUAUACCAUCGUCGGCGGAAAAUAGCGAAGAUAGCAGCGACGAUAGCAGUUUUGACGAUUCCUCCAGCGCGAACGGUUUAGACAACAACAAUCUCAAUCUUAGUGCCAGCAUGAAGAAGAAACAGCGCAAAGAGAAGAAAAAACAAAAGGCCAAAGAUGCCAAAGAGGCGCCAGCACGUUUCGAUCCCCAGAAGAAGAUCAAAAUCGAUCCCAGCACCAAGUGUUAUGUGAAAGAGGAGGCGCCACGCUAUCCCCUCGUUGCCACGCCCCGUCCGCUGUGGAAGCGCGAGAAGAUCGUGUAUUCCGAUGAGAAUACCGAUGAUGAGAGCAGCUCCGAGGGCAGCGAGGCAACGGGCGGUUCCCUCGACGAGGAGAGCGACGACGAUGACAGCGAUGCGUGCAGCAGCAACAACAGCUCCAGCUCCGAGGAGUUUGACGACGAGGCAGCAACCAGAGGAGGAACCAGAGCAGCAACAGCCACAAAUACAUCAGCAACAUCAGCAACAGCAGCAGCAGCAGGAACGACGGCAGCAACAAAUAAGACACACUUGGCGGCACCAGGACAAGCGUCCACUUCCACAUCGACCUCGCUGUCGGCAUCGGUAUCGGCAUCGAGUUCGCCUUCGAUCAUCAGGAUGAGCACGUGCAGCAAUGAUUCCGGCUUUGAGGGCGGCACUGCGCCGUCCAGUCCCAAAAAGAUGUUGGAAUGUGACGUGAAUUGUCACAAGAAAUGCGAACGUCUCACGGCCAAUUUAUGCGGCGUCAAUCAGAAACUCAUCGUCGAGGCGCUCAACCACGUAAAACGAGGCGCACGUGAGGCAAGAGAUUCACCCAGCACACCGCCCAGCUGCAAUCCCGCCUACAAGAUCGAGGCCAACGAUGAACACGAUGAAACAUCAUAUACAUAUUCACAAUUCCAAAAAUCCGGACGUUUCACAGCGCCAGCAACAGUAAUACCUAGAUUUAAGAAUUAUUCGGUAGAUGAUUUUCAUUUUCUGGCCGUGCUUGGCAAAGGAAGUUUCGGCAAGGUACUGCUGGCUGAGCUGCGUGAUACAACAUAUUAUUAUGCCAUCAAGUGCCUGAAGAAGGAUGUCGUGCUGGAGGACGAUGACGUCGACUCAACGCUGAUCGAACGCAAAGUUUUGGCAUUGGGCACCAAGCAUCCAUAUCUAUGCCAUCUGUUUUGCACAUUUCAAACAGAGAGUCAUCUGUUCUUUGUGAUGGAAUAUCUAAAUGGCGGAGAUCUCAUGUUCCACAUCCAGGAGAGCGGACGCUUCUCCGAGGAGCGUGCACGUUUUUAUGGCGCCGAAAUCAUAUCUGGCCUCAAGUUUUUGCACAAGAAGGGCAUUAUCUACAGGGAUCUCAAAUUGGACAAUGUAUUGCUGGACUAUGAGGGUCAUGUGCGUAUUGCUGAUUUUGGCAUGUGCAAAUUGCAAAUCUAUUUGGAUAAGACGGCCGAUAGUUUUUGCGGCACACCCGAUUACAUGGCGCCCGAAAUCAUCAAGGGUGAGAAAUACAAUCAGAAUGUGGAUUGGUGGUCAUUCGGUGUGCUGCUCUACGAAAUGCUAAUCGGACAAUCGCCAUUCAGCGGCUGCGAUGAGGACGAACUCUUCUGGUCGAUCUGCAAUGAAAUUCCAUGGUUCCCCGUCUAUAUAUCCGCCGAAGCAACUGGCAUACUUAAGGGCCUGCUGGAGAAGGAUUACACGAAGCGCAUUGGAUCACAGUAUAGUCCGGCUGGCGAUAUUGCCGAUCAUAUAUUCUUCCGGCCCAUCGAAUGGAAUCUGCUCGAGAAGCGGCAAAUUGAGCCGCCCUUUAAGCCCCAAGUGAAACAUCCAUUGGAUACGCAAUAUUUCGAUCGUGUGUUUACUCGAGAGCGUGUCCGUCUCACGCCCAUCGAUAAAGAAAUACUCGCUUCCAUGGAUCAGAAGCAGUUCCAUGGCUUUACCUACACAAAUCCCCACAUCACCCUGGACUAGAGGGUUCAUUGAACUAGCAAUUAAGAAGAUGAUGAAGAAGAACUUAUCGUACUUAGUUAAUAAAUUAAUACACUCGUAUAACCCCAAACAAGAAUUACUUCAUAGAGCAACAGUAUUUGUAUAUGUAUGUAUAUAUAUCUAUCUAUCUUUCGAUUAUGAUAAUAAUGAUUAUGUUUCUGUCAUAAGUGAUGAUGCGAGUCUCAUUUAGCUCGUUAUUUAUUUAUUAAUUAGAUUUACUUAAGUGUCACAAUUGUUCAAUUUCCUAGCCAACUAACAAUACUCUUAAUCGAGAGAGAGAGAGUCUGAGAUUUCUUCUCACAUCACUUUUUUUUUUUUGGUUGGCUUCGAAUACGUUUAUAAUGCUAGUCAUCUUAGUUAAUACUCGGUAAAUCUCGAAAUAAGAUAACUUAUAUAAUAUAUCUCUCUGUACAUAUAUCACAUUAAUACUUACUAUCGAUUAAUUUUUUUUUUUUGCAAUUGGGUCUAAAUUAGUUGUACAAGCUCUAAACCAAAGUCUACAUAUGUAAUCGUAUGUAUAUGCUAAAUAAUUUUAAAAUAAAAUGCC
This is a messenger RNA of Drosophila sulfurigaster albostrigata, 6864 nucleotides long. RefSeq names its product putative protein kinase C delta type homolog (gene Pkcdelta). The coding region runs from base 417 to 6299 and encodes 1960 amino acids. Gene Ontology annotation, molecular function: ATP binding; protein serine/threonine kinase activity. The transcript has 12 exons. Lineage: Eukaryota; Metazoa; Arthropoda; Insecta; Diptera; Drosophilidae. The record is from RefSeq and is a predicted model, not a curated record. Gene Ontology annotation, biological process: intracellular signal transduction; peptidyl-serine phosphorylation.